AUGGUGGGCCCACAGUACGACCUCGUCGGGAACCCCCUGGGCGCGGUGCGCACCACCUUCGAGAAGGCGGCGGCCGCCGCCGCGGCGGAGUCCGGAGGCCGCGACCCGGUGGCGGCGUUCCGGUCCAAGGACUGGGGUGCCAGCGAGGUCUUCCGCUCCUUCCUCUUCGACCAAGGCGGCAUCGACAAGGUUCCCCUGUUGGAUGCAUCAAAUCUCGGAUUGAUCAAACCGAACACCCUCGUUCGGUUCCGGGGAAUGGUUCAGGACAUGCUUGGAAAUGAGUUCUACGCUGGGGCGUUCAAGGAUGGUUCUACCUGGAGGACGAACAAGUUCACAGAUUUCUCACCAUUUGCAAUGCCGCACCCGUGUGAUUCACAUCUCUGGGAGCGCCACCUCUUCCACUGUGUGCCUGUUCCUGGGCAGAAUUCCUGGACACUGGAGUCUACCCCUGGACCUGACUUGCGCCAAAUGUCAAGCUGCAUGUCACCUGAACAAAGGGAGAAAAGGAAGAGGGAUGGGGAUGAUGAUAUCAUGGAUGUUUCAGAAAAUGGUAAUGGUGAGAGUUCAUCCAGUAAAAAACCGAAGGAAGAUGGCAUCCAGAUCUCAUCUAACUCAGCAGAAAUGCCAGCAACUGAAGCUGUGCCAGAGAUGAAUGGGAAUGAUCAUCAUAUUCCUGGAAGCUCUUUUUCAUGUCUUGUGAAGAUCUAUGAUAUGCCUGAAAGUCAAGUCAAGCUAAACGAUGUGGCUGAGUUCAUAGGGGUAUAUACAUUUGACCCAGAACUUGCUGCUCCCAAGGAUAAUUCGGAUGAUAUAAUGUUUGACCUCAUAGAAGAUGUAACAGCUCAGCUGCCUCCCAGCAAGGUGCCCCGUCUUCACUGUUUGUUAUUGCGAAAAUUAUCAUCUCAAGAUUUUCUAGCAAAGCAACCUGUUGAGCCUUUACCAAGUCUAUUAAAAGGCAUCAGACAAUCUUUGCUCUCGCAUCUCACUCAGCUACUAGGGAAUGAUGACCUUGCAGCUCAAUGUUUGCUGUUGCAUCUUCUAUCCAGACUUCGUACUCGGGUGGAUGUUGUCACCGUUGGCAGGCUCUCCUUGAAUUUCACUGGAUUUAACAGAGAAAGUGCUUCCAUUUUUGGAAACCAGCUAAAUACUUUGAUCCAGAGACUAGUGCCAUAUUCUCAAGCUAUUCCUCUGUCAAUUGAGUAUCUCAACACAACCACACUUCAACCUAGAAAGGAUAACAAAUCAGGAAGGUUGGUCACAGGAGUUCUGCAGCUACCUCAGGGCACUCACUUGACAUUUGAUGAGACUAUCAUGCAAUCUGGAUCUUUGACAUCUAAAGGUGUUGAGAAUACCAUGCUGCUCAAGAACUUGAUGGAGUCACUGAUGGUUGAGUAUGAUUUUGAGUACUACAAGCUGGAGAUGGCAACUGAUGUGCAGAUGCUUACUCUCUCUGAAGGAAAAUCAAACAUCCUGCCUUCUGACUUGGUAGUGCCUUUUCGUCCAUCCACCGUUCCUGCAGUGACUGCAACUCCUGAGGAACUUGAGAGUUGGAGAUGGUACUUGGCCACAGUUAGGUCUCUUCCUCAGUCAAAUGAACCUGAGAUUUUGCAGACGAUCCAAGAUGAAAUGGUCAAUGCCAUGCGUGAAGAUAGGGGCUUGGGUUGCUCUGAACUUAGCAGAUGGCUAACAAUGGCGCAGAUAACAGCUUCAAGCUUUGGUGAGAAGAGCCUUUCAAUGGAGCACUGGCAGAUGGUGAAGGAGCUGGAGAGGCUUAGGAAACAGAGGAUGCAAUGAGAAGAUAUCUCAUUAGCACAUGAAUGUGCAAACUCCACUUGUGGUAGUAGCCUGAUGCUAUGUGUGUAUAUAUCUCUAGUGACCCAAAUCACAAGACAUGCAUCUGCAACAUUAUCUGUAAUUCUAUGGAUGCCAUUGGCAACUUAAUCAAG
Lolium rigidum is the source of this 1946-nucleotide messenger RNA. Its product is annotated as mini-chromosome maintenance complex-binding protein-like. The transcript is spliced from 14 exons. The record is from RefSeq and is a predicted model, not a curated record. NCBI's taxonomy places the organism in Eukaryota, Viridiplantae, Streptophyta, Magnoliopsida, Poales, Poaceae. The coding region runs from base 1 to 1794 and encodes 597 amino acids. Gene Ontology annotation, molecular function: chromatin binding. Gene Ontology annotation, biological process: DNA-templated DNA replication.